AUGGAUAUCGACAUGGAUUCUCCAGUUGGUCCCGUGAUUGUAUACGGCGCCGAGAUUGACCUUUGUGAGCUUCUACAAACACUAUCUUUGUCGAAAGGCAAGACCAAGGCUCCCGCAAACGAUCCAACACUCCCUGCUGUCCCCUAUGCCUUGCAAAGGGCAAGCGAGGACGCUGCAAACACAGAGGAUCCAGCGUACCACUCCGACGCGGAAUCAUCAAGUUCAAAGUCCAGCUCCUGCGACCCAACCCCAGACACCACCAACCACCUGCCCACCUCAUCUGUCACAGUCCCGCGCUCUCCACUUCCCGCAUGCCACUUCCUCCAAUCCAUCCUCGCUUCGCUCGCCCCCGAAUCCCACGUGCUCUCUCCAUCUCCUUACCCCUACCCCGCGUCAUCACACUUCCGGACGACGGGAGGCGAAUAUCUGGACACGAUUCUCACUCAUCGUGCGCUGCUCAGUGCAUUUCCCCCUGCACACCGAGGCUGUGCGACUGCCUUGCAGGAAAUAGCGAGAGCAGUAGAAGUGAGGGCGUGGCGGGCUGAUCGUGAAUCGGAUGCAGAGGCAGUGGCGACUCUUAGGCAGGAAGCAUUCUUAACUUCCACGUGGCUGUAA
Suillus bovinus is the source of this 615-nucleotide messenger RNA. RefSeq lists its product as uncharacterized. The coding region runs from base 1 to 615 and encodes 204 amino acids. NCBI's taxonomy places the organism in Eukaryota, Fungi, Basidiomycota, Agaricomycetes, Boletales, Suillaceae. The record is from RefSeq and is a predicted model, not a curated record. The transcript has 4 exons.